Molecule: messenger RNA, 9836 nt
Organism: Gasterosteus aculeatus aculeatus (three-spined stickleback)
Lineage: Eukaryota; Metazoa; Chordata; Actinopteri; Perciformes; Gasterosteidae
Source: RefSeq, a predicted model, not a curated record
UUUAAAAGAUGUAUAACUCAUCAUCAUGCUUUCUGUUAACAGGUCUAACUAAUUAUUUCAACCCGCUUAUUGUAGUUAGAAGGAAAUGUUGAAAUUAAUUCCCUAGUUAAUUUUACUUAAAAUUAUGCAUUGUUUCAAAUGACAAUUUAUAGUUGAGCAACACCAUGUUUUGUUGCAAAAAUCAUAAUUUUUCGCAUUAAAAUAAAUAGUUUUUACAUCAUAACAUGCAGAUAUCUAACAAAUUCUGCACUGUAAUUAAACAAAAUAUUCAGUGGAAUUUAACAGAAUAUUCUCAAAAAGUUCAGACAGAAAAGAAAAGAAAAGGCAAUGUAAAAUGGACUUCAAUUUACAAAUAAUGAGCAACUCGAUACAUCUUUCUCGAGGCAGUUCAAAAUGUCUGCAGCUUUGUAGACCUCCGGCACUCUUGGGACCAGGUCAUACACGUCUGCGUCCAGCUGGCCUCGUAACAGCCUCCCUGCUUCGGAUCACGGACCAGAGAGUAGAAGCGGUUUGCCGCGCUCACAUCGUGGCACAUCACAACAUUUCCCAUCUGGACCAAAGUGGUGGACCAACCAACUGGCCGAUUGAACAGCAUUACCAUGACUUGAGCCACAAAGCUCAACAAAUGUUAGCCUACUUAAAAAGGGAAAAGUAUUGAACCCCUGUUAGUAUAUUGCCUCACACAUAUUUAUUCUUCCACGCUGUUUACACAAUAAUACCCUUUGCUGCCAAGGCGCCAUGGAGCAAUGUUUUUUUAAGAUUUUUUGGGCGAUCUUGGCACAAUUCCCAAGGGAUCACACUGUAGAUUGCUCAGAAGAACUAUUAGUUUCUUUCCUGCUGCCUCCGGCGGCUGAUGCACAAGCCGUUUUGUGUUUUGUAAGCUCAAACUAAUUACGUUGAAUAACUUGAAGAGCAACUUUCUCACUCGCACACUCUGGGCUUGUGGACUUGUGCUGCCUCUUCUAAUCUAAUCGGUUGUUUUGUGUCAAUACGUUAACUUAUUUUUAGGACACUUAUGAACACAUCUCUGUUACACUUUAGGAGAGAAACAUAAUUUUUCAUGCUGAAAUGAGAAUGCCUCUUAUCAUAGUAUCAUUCUAUUUACAUUCUUUCUUAGUGGUGCUUUAACUCGAUAAUUCAUCUAUUUUGUCUAUCCAAUCUCAGAACCUGGAUUUGACUAAAAACAAGAAUCGUUCCAGAUCCCCUUUUACAGAUAAACAGAGGUUUCGUGUUCAGAUAAUCGUUGGUACUUAGAUGUAAGCAGGUGUGUCGGCCAGUCUGUCAGCAUGUUUUCAUUCAAGUGAACUUAAUUGCAACCGCAGCAGUGUCAUGAAAUCCCCUACUGGUAGACCGGGAUGGGAUGUCAUACUGGCAUGAGUUUUUUCUUCUUUUUUUUUAAAGCUGUUGCAGGUAUGGGCCACUCACAUCCUGGAUAAAAUCAGUAAACGCAUGAGGGCAAGAGCCUGCAAGCAAAAUUAAACAAAUCCAAUCCGGUCUCAAUCUUUUGAAGGAUUGAAAGCGAGUAUUGUAUGACGGGAAACGUUUCAAACUUCUUGGUACUAAAAUGAAAAUAGGUGAACUACAGAAAAGCAAGCUGCAAGGAGGCCUGGGAGUCCCUAUCAUAAAGAUCUACUAUGGGCAGCACAGACGUGGUACAUGAAUGGGCAAAUAUAAACCCAUGGAUUGACGUAGAGCCGACAAAUUGUGGUUUACUCACUUUAAAGAACUGUCCCUUCGUAAAUUACAAAGAGGCAAAGCUGGAGGUUCAAGAUAACUUUAUUGUACAGAACACACUUCUGAUCAUGACAUCUGGAACAUGAUCAGGCUGAUCAGGUGAUUGGCUCAAGGAGAAAACCCAGACUUCCUCCCCUCAUGUACUAACGCUUUUACGGCCACUUCAGGCCUAUUUGUUUAGCAACGUGCGCGUUAAAGCAUGGCGAGGUGUGCACAAACAAGCCGCAAGUCGCGAGAAUUCAAAAGGCAAAUUCAGCUUUUCGGUGUAGAGCAUAUGCAUUCACAAAGGGGUGUGGGGGGUUAAGGGGAAAGUGGGAGUUGCCCAUAACAAGAUGGGAGGGGAUGCAUAAAGUGCGCCUAAUUGUGUAUUCCACCCUCAUGCAAAUAGUAAAGUGAAAAUCUUCACGACCAUGGGUUUACCGUAUGCUUUUUUUUGUAUUGAGACACUAGCACAACACAGCGACUGUCUUAAAUACGGUGAUGUAUGUCUUAAUGCGAGCUUUUAGAAAUCAAGACAAAGGGAUUCUGUAUUUGAUCACAAGGCCUGAAACGCGUCAUUCGGCCAAUGUUUUGAUAGCCAACCGCAGUCCUGUGUUUCCCCUGACUCCGCGCCACGUUCCAAUUAUUGGAAUCGGGGUCAUUUCAUAGCAUCAGCAGCGGGACUAUCGCAGUCUGCACUCAGCCGCAUCACACCACAAGUACUUCACGCUUUGCUACAGCGCAUCGGUCCAAACAUUAAGUUACCCGCCACUGAUGCCCAGAUAACACUUCGUUGUCACUGACUUUUUGUUCUCGCUGUUUUGACUGUGGCUGAUCCAUGAUAGAAUGAGAGAAGAAGCGCUGUGUUCGCUUGCACGUAAUGUGGGGGAUUGUGGGCGGAGAAAGGCGCCGAUUACCGGAUGAGCUGCAGGUUUGGACCAACUUGUCCACCUCUACGAAGGAGGAGCAAUGGACUCGUUUGAUGUUUCUGAAGAGCAAAUACUCUCUCCAACAGUCACAUUUAUUCUGCAAACAAGACAUUUGCAUACCCAAAAGCCGACAUGCUUUCUUUGGAAGAAAUCUUCACACAACACAUACCAAAAAGGUGCAUUUCUCAUGUCUAUGCAACCUUUGGCCUUAAUCUUAACUACUCCACUGACCACAUUCGCAAACAGUGGCAGAUUGACAUGGAGAUGAAGAUGGACAUCCAUAAUGGAAAACACACUUAAGAAUCUGAGCUGGGGCACAGACAGAGAAAAACUAUUUUAAAUAUAACAUAGAGUGCAUUGUACAUCACUGCUAGGUUUUGGCCUGAAUUCCCCUACAUGUAUUAAAUGUCAUUCUGAAGCUGCUACUUAUAUAGACGCGUCGGGCCUAACAACACCCUUGAACUGUAACAUUAUUGACGAUAAACCACAGCCUCUCUUACCUCAUUGCUUAAUUAGAGAUUAAACAUUAAAAGUAAAACUGACCGAUUCUGAUUCAACAAGUUUAAUGAACCCCGUAGGCUUUCCUGUGUAGAAAAAAACACUUAAAGUAUGUUCUAAUCGAAUGUAAUCACUCCUCCGCUGAAGGCCUCUGCUAGUGGCAGGUAGAAGGUGGUGAUUUCGGCUCCUCGUGUUGUCACGUUAUUACAUGUUGCCAGGUGAGAUCAAACAAAGGAAAGCCUCUUCACACUGACUAAUUAUCUUGCUUGACAUACACACGCCCGUCAUCAGCUUCUCUGCUGACCCCACUUAUCGGCAGGAGAAUCUCAGGAACCCGGCCUUGACUUGUCGGGCUGUGAAAAAUAUUUGCCCGACCUUGUAUUACACAAUGUUAAAUGACAGCUGAGUCUGGCGCUCCUAAUUUAAUUGUUAUUUGAGAAGCAAAAGUACAUUUGAGUUGCUUUGAAAAAACAUAUUAUGACAAGGAUAAUCGUUUUUUGGGCCCCUGUUGCACCACGACUUUGUAUUUAUAAUGUAAUUACUUAAGGAUACUGGCUUUAAUUGAAGUGUUUAAGACUUUCCUCAAGUUUUUGACCUUAAUUAAGUUAUCUUUCUGAGGGGAAUACAACAUUUUUUUUGAUUUUGAGUACCAAUGACACAAAGCAGCAUUAAGGAUUCUGUUCUCCACACGGCAUCAUAUUUAUCCUCUCAGUCGGGAGGAAACAGCCUACCUGGUUCAUUCAUGUGUGUCCAGAGUCUAGUUGGUUCCUUUGUGGUAAAGUAGUGAAACAUCUUCAAACAUACUUGUCUUGUAGACUAUGAUACGAAUGGAAUGAUGUGCAUCUGGGAGGCAACCACAAAUUCUUCACUAGUAAAUCUAGUAAGAUCUGAGGUGUGGACGGCAAAGGAAAGUUAGAGUUAAAAGAGGAGGGCAAAGGAAAGUUAAAGAGUUAAAAGAGGUUUAAAUUAAAAGUUGUUAAAAUGUGCACAUCUGGUUGUAAAAAGCUGUGUCUUCUUCCUCUUGGGUUCAGGUUAACCUGUCUGGAUGGCUGCGGUAUAAGGCGACAUUUGUUUACAACACGUGUACGCAUAUUGGCUUUAGCUGUGAGAGGGUCCACACAGGUGUUAUUCCUUUAUGUGACAAUGUGAAAUUAGGAGGAUGAGAAAAACGGGACUGAACUCUCUGGUGGGCUAAAAAAUGGAAAAAAUAAGCAUUAAGAUGCUAAAAACGGUAAACCGUGGAUGUGGCUCCUUCUUGGGGGGAAUCUCUUUUACGUCACAAAUUGAAAUGGCCGGUACAACAAGAACUAUUUUCAGUGGAGGCUGAGAUGACGUGUGCUUGAAUCAAAGACGGGCCUGCCGUGAGUGACGCAAUUUACAGGUUGAGUGACGUAGGAAGAGAACAAGUAGUAAAAGCACAUGAAACGUGUUUUAGCUGAAGAUAACCCUUACGGCACAGUUUGGUAAAGAGUUUAUGUGAAGAUAAUCCCUCCUAAAGCUUUGGAUUUACGCUACAAUAUCUUCCACUCAGGAACUAAUGAGGUUUGCGCAAUUCUAACGUGUGCAGACAAAAAAACUCACGGCAAGGAGUUUUGUUUACCAUUGUUACACAUCGGAACAAAGUUUGAUAUUCUUUUUGUAAUGGAUAUUUAUUUUUUCAGGCCCUUGUACAGAAAAUGAGGGCUCACAAAGGAAAGGAUCAAAGAGCUCGUUGGCAACGCGAGCGGAGGAAUGCGAAGUCACCGAGGUCGGGUACGUGGGGGAGCUCCGAAAACGGUUUAAACCUGUAAUCUGAGACCGACUUGUUUUGCUUUCAUCCUCUCAAAGGCCGCGUCCACCACCAAGCCUCCGCCUCUUCCCCCUGACAUUUCACUAACAAAUCCCUACCUGAAUAUCACUGGAGGCUCAAUCAUGGGAUUUCCCUGGCCGAACACUCCUACAAAUGUCGUGCGACAAGGAGAAAAAGCGAAAGACAUUUGUUGGACCUUUUGAGGGAGAAACGGCGUGACGUGUAAAAACAGGCUCGGUGACAUUCCCAGUGCACAGUCACAGCUGAAAUCAUCCGUCCCAGACACUGAGACCAGAGUUAAUACGCCCCGACAAGUUCUGUUUUCCUAGGAAUUUUAUCUCAUAGGCGUAGUCAUCAUCAUCAUCAUCGCUGCUGCUGAGGCCACCUUGCUGAAAAGGUGUGGGAGUGAGAUGACGACAAAUUUCCUCGCUAGCGCAGUCAGCUUCUUUUGUAUGUUUUAUUCAAAUUCAUUUCACCAUUUCCUCCCUCGUUUUCAGCAAUCAGGAGGGGUAACCAAAAUCCCGACACCCUGUCAGGAAAACAGGGCGUCAGGAACUUAAUCUGGCUCUUCCUCCGUCGCUCAACUGCCGAAGAAACUAAGGGGGGGAAGUGCAGGCUCAGCUCUAUGUGAAUAAUCCCCACAUCUCUCAGCAAGGCAGACAUGUUUGCCACCUUUAAGCCACAUGAUUAGCAAACACUCCGAUACAAAUGUAGCUCCUUGAGGGCAAAUUAGGUUUUCACAUGGGAGGAACACAUAACAAAAAGAAGAUUAACAGUGAAACGCUUAACAGUAAAACCCUUUAUUGAAAUAGAUUCAGACUCAACUGUACCGCUCACACAUCAAACCCAUAAAGCUUCUAUAUGAUAUUCAGACUAUUAAUAUAGCAGCAAACAGAUAUUUACUCUGUGAAGACAUCAGGGAGUAAUGGGAGAAAGUUGCUCUAGCACUGUAUGUUGUCAUCCAAGCUGGUCCUUCCUCCUCUGUUUACAUUUAUGGGUUGCCAUGCGUGUCCUUAAUUCCAGGUUUGUGCGCGUGAGCGUGCCCGACUGGUUGGCUCACCGCAGCGGCUCUUAAGAUAAAUAUUGCAGAAAAGCUAACAUGAAUGACACCCUCUGCGAGGGGAAUUGCUUCUUGCAUCACUGUGUGUCACAAAGGUGCACACAUAGAUGUUACCACACUGUCACUUUUUUGCCAUGACUUAACCGCCAUGCUAUAUUUGAGCAUCUAGCCUGGAUCAGCAAUAUAGUCUCAAUUUAGCGGAAUCAGCAAGCGUCUUUAAAACAUUGUACCCAAGGACAUAUUGAAAGCCACAUCACAGUAAUUAUAAGAUUAAACCUUUGACCCAGACUGACACAAACUCAGCUAUUCUCAAACCAGCCAAGAGUGUUAUUAUGCAAGAGGUAACUCUGCACAAAGUGUUUAUUAGUUGACUUGAUACAUUAUUAUAGUACAUGUAAUGGUAACCCCUUUUUACAGCAACACAAAAAUACAAACCCACACGGGUCCUGUCGCUGUGUCUCCCUGAACAUUCCCUUCACAGCUUGUGUUGGUGCCCAUUUGAAAGCGGCUCAGUAAUCCUGGAUCUGACAGUACAAAGGGCCCCAGAGUGCUGGUGGUGCAAGCACUGUGUCCAGUGCGAACCCCACUGCUCUCCCUUCUCCCACAUGCUGCCCCCGGAGGGUGGGGGGGUGACAGGGAGGAACCCCCGAAGACAACAAACCGUCGGUGAUACUUGCAGACUGCCGGUGUGCUCUGUUUCAGAGUCCUGCUGAUGAUGACCUGGGACACAGUGGGAAGGAGAAAGGGUUGAACGGAUCACUGUAGAGGAAUGCGGCUGAGCCGUGGGGAGUUCUGGAUCCGUACAGUGUGACCACGAGAACAGACUGAGGGACUGUUGCUGCCUCGUUACACUUACUGUGCCGUAUUCAGAGAAGGUCACGUUGCCACAGGUCUCCAUGGAUUUGCUGCAGGAUUCCAGACACACUAUGUGGGGACUGAACGCCCGUUUGAAAGGCUUCCUGGAGCAGGUAAACAGGCUGCAGCAGGCCAACCAGCGGCUGGAGGCUCAGAUAGCCGACUGGUCCGCAAGGAGCACAUCACGGUCCCGGGACUGGUCCCAGCAGGAAAACACUGUCCAGGAGCUCCGCGUCCAGGUUGGUAACCUGCUGAUGGAGAAUGCCCAGCUGGCAUUGCAAUCUGACAGCAUGAAGUCCAGAGCUGCUGACAUCCAGGCCAGGUGUGAGACGGAGGAGAGGAACACCAGGCGUCUGGAGCGACAGGUUGUUCUGCUCAGGGAGUCAAAGGCGAAGGCAGAUCGGAGCAGCGUGACGCUGCAGGCUGACCUUCGGCACUCCAUGUCGAAUCUGCAGGAGAUGCACCAGGAGUUUGAGGCAGCCCGGGCUCUGCAGCUGCAGCGGGCCGGCUCGUGCGAUGUUCUGUUAGCGACGGCCAGAGCAGCAGCAGUAGCGAGAGGGGAGGAGGAGGAUGGCACAGGGAUGGAGCUCACCCAGCUCCUCGACCGAAUCAGAGCGCAGUGUGACCAGGGUAGACUUCCGGGCCUGGGCGAGAGGCCCCUCGGCCCGGGUGCCGCGUCAAAUCCGGCCCGCUCUGGAGCAGCGUCCGGAACACACGGAGGAGUUCUCAGUGAGGAAGAGGCAGCGUGGAUGCAGGUGAGCCUCGGCGGCGCUGCCCUGAGGGAGGCCCGGGCAGAGCUGGCUGAGGCCAGGAAGCAGUGGCGCUCGCUGCAGGUGGAGAUUGAGACCCUGCAUGCCUUGGAGAAAGGCCUGGAGAGCUCCCUGCAGAACACCCAGCAGCUGUACUCCAGCCAGCUGCAGGACCUUUCCCAGGUGAUCGGCGGGCUGGAGAGCGAGCUGGAGCAGGUGAGGAGCGGGCUGGCGACACAGCGCCAGCUCCACGGCCAGCUCCUCAACACCAAGAUGAGGCUGGAGCGAGAGAUCGGCACCUACCGACGUCUGCUGGAGCGCGAAGAGGGCAGGUACACGGGCCGAAGUGGGCAGCCGACGGGUUUGUGGCCCUCGAGGUUUUCAGUGGAGGAGCCGCAGGAGAACGGGUUAGAGAACGGCUUCAGUGAUCCUGCAAUUACUCCGGAUGAACCCAAGUCUGAACCCCUGCCUGAAAUCCCUUCACUCCUCCCAGCAUGCAUACUGCACAGACAGCAAAGCCUUGUGAUACUCACAGAAAAAGAUAAAGACCUGCCAAUCUCCACUGUGAAGACUCAGGAGAUCCUUCAGGGCAAUGUGGUGCGAGAGAGUGCUGAGGGUCACGGCACCAUUGAGACUGAGAAGAUUGACGCGGUGAUAAAGCAGUGGGAGGGCUCCUUCUUCAGAGGGAAUCCUAAGCUGCGGAAGAAGUCGGUGUCACUGCGCUUCGAUCUGCACAUGGCUGCAGCGGACGAGGGGGGGAACCGGACCGAACGGAACAGCCUCCCCGACGUGGAGGUGCGUCUGAUUAUGACGAGAUCUCGCAGCAUCCCAACUAUCCCACAGUGACUCUAACUGCCAUUGCAGUGGUUUGCAGAACCCAUGAAGAUGAAGUUACAGAAAUAACAUCUGGAUCAUUGACUUCUGGGGUAUUACCAUCGAUAGCCACUGCACUGAAUAUGUUUUUUCUUUCAAUCACAACUUUCAUUGAGCUGAAAUUUCUCUCAUCAAAUCUGGACUUUGGCACCAUAAGUAUUACCCAUUACUAUGAGUUUAUACUUUCAGAAAACUAAGCAAAUUCAACUGACAUCCAUUACCUUACAGUAAACAUAUUUCUUUUCAUCAUCAUUGGAUGAAGAAAAGUGUCUCUGACUACCGUCAUUAUUUCUGUAUGAGGUAUGAGGUUUAGACUAAAGAGAUUAAACCAUAUGACUCUGUUUAACUUAUUCUAAUCAACGCUUAGGUUCACAGGUAGAUGGAGGUAGAUGGAGAUAACUAUGAACUGCUGUGAACUAUCAAAAAGUGGAUUUUUAGCAUUCUUUUUAGCAAGGGGAGAGUUCUGUACCAAAAAGGAAAUUACUGUUUUUUUUUAGUAAUCGAACAUUAUCUCUUUAUGAUUCUGCUAUCACAUUGCAAAAGCAGAUCCAAUAUUCACCAUAAUCUGCAUCUCAACACAGCUUCCGUAAACAUAAAGUGAAAGGUGUUUAUUUCAUCUUUAGUGUAGUUCUGUUAUUGGCCAUAUGUUUGAAUAAGAAAAUCCUAUAUUAUUUGUGUGCUUCUAUUAAGUUAUAAUGGCAAAUGUAUUUGGAAUAGAGCUGUCUUACUUUAACAUUGCAAUGUUUUCUUAGUCGAAGGAUGCCUGAAGAGGAUCAUGCUUUUUAAAAGGUGAAAAUAAUGUACCGCCCACCCCGCUAAUUAUUUUUCUAUAGUCCCUAAAUGCUUGCACUGCAGACACUUGCAGCAGAAUGUCAGCACUGACAGAUGAUAGCCUGAUUGUGUGUAUAUUGAGCUUUAUUUUACGAUGCAUUAUUGAGAAAAAAUCGAAAUCAACAGCGACGCAGCUCACUGUGAUUUUACAGCACCGAGGCUCUUAAUGCUCAACGUGGGUCUCAGAGAACCUGCCUCAGCCACAGGAGGGCAGUAUUUGUAAAGAGAUAACUAUUCAGUAAACGCUCCACUCAAGAUGUUUAGAUCAGUUGCACCUUAGAUUAAGAGAUUUUAUGCUAAAUUUUGAGUUGCACUAAAAAUAGUAAAAAGAAAAGGACUAUAGUGCAUUGCAUUUGAGUGCCUUCGAAGGUAUCAUAUAUAAAGGUUUUAUCUAUGCAGUUCUGUGCUUAAUUUUGCUUUUUGCUUCAUGACGCACACUUCAUUUUUGAAGAUCUGUAACUUCAGAAUGAGGAAAUCAUGCUUUUAUCUAAAACUUUGAUUAAAUAAAAAUGAGUAAAUAAAAGAAAUUGUUUUCUGUU